GACAGAACGUGAUCUUCGCGUGUAGACGGACCAUGGCGCUGUGUAGCUCUGUGUGACAGGUUAGCAUCCGAUCAACACCUCCGGACUGACGCGUCUGCGCACUGAGAUCCUCCGCAGACGGCCACGGCGGGGUGACACGCAGGGAUGGGGUCCCGAAUCAAGUAAGAGCGAUUAUCCGCUGCUUUCACUGAGCACGUUAGCCUCCUGCCGCUAAGCUAGCUGUGUUUAUGUGAGUCAUUGAGGAAGAAGCAGCUCAGUAUGAGGCCCUGACUUGUUGCGACAGAGAGGCUAAAAACACUGAGCUGCUGAUCUAAGUUAGUGCAGAGGACAAACAAAGCGUUUAAAUAGACAGACUGAUCAGAUAUGUUAGCAGGAAGCUAACAGGCUCAGACCGUGAUAAACACAGAACAGUCAGGCUGUGUUCGAGCUUGAACAGCUGAUGUAAACACGGUACUGAACCCGCUUUAUUAAACAGAAGCUUGAUGUCAGGCCAGAGGAACCGAACAGAGAGCUGAGGGUGUUUUCCUCCUCCGGUGUAAUAAUGUAAAUAUUGCAUUAAGGAUCUGACUCAUCUGUCAGGAGGGUUUGGCACAGACACACGUUUCAUUUGAGGGUUUUGCCUCUGGGUAUUGGACUGUUCAAACUACAGGGAGAUUCAGGAAAGUUACUGACAUGUCUGCACAUCCACACUAAUAUCAAAAGUAGUAGAGUGAAGAUUUUUACUCUCAGCUGGAAGAUGAGCCCUAAAAAGGUCACCACAUCAGUCUGUAAUGACCAUUAUCACAAAAAAAUCAAACUCUGUCAAAUGUAAAGGUAGAUUUUCGCUCCUAAUUGAAAUUAACCAUUAACUAGAGAAACAUUUCACAAUAUAUACUGUAAAUAUGAAACUGCUCUUGAAAUGCCUGAUGUGGCUCUAAAUGUGUGGUUUGUGGUGCUGUAAACUGUGCCGUAAGAGUUAGUUGCUGCGAAGUCUCACUUAUUUGCCAGGUUGAGUGUCUUCUUGUUGACAAUACUCCUUCCUCUUCCCUUCCCUCUUCCUCUAUUGUUGGGUGGCACCCCCCCCCCCCCCCCCCAACACACACACACACACACACUUAUUUUUUUUCCACAGCUGCACAGUGUCCAAAUAGGGAGAGGGCAAAAUGUGUACUGUACUAAAUUGUCCAUACAUUUACUGCAUCACUGGCCCUAAAUAUCAAUAUCAUUUUCAGUGCUUAGAGGAAGUUAAAUAAUGGAUAAGUGAAAACGUUUUGCAGCUAAAUGCAGACAAAACUAAAUGGUACCGAGACAACAUCUCGGUACCAUUUAGGAGCAGCGCACGCCCCUUGUAAUAACCCCUGUAAAAACUGUUGUUCAGGACUGCUUACUUCUGCUUCCUACCCAUUCGGCCACUGUAAUAACCGUUGUUCUAGCCUACACGCAACAUUUUUGUUCUCACUCAUGAAACGCUUAAAUCGGGGACAUUUUUGGGGACAGCUUUUGCCGGGGACAGGUCAUCCAAUUAGGGGACUGUCCUCAGAAAUCAGGGAUGUCUGGUCACCUUAGACAAAACGGAAACACUGGUUACUGCCCCUGAUGACUCAAUUCCAGGGAUUAAACAGUACUUGGGUGACUUCGGCCAGUCAGCUAAACCUAGCCUAAGAAACCUGGGUGUCAUCUUCAACAAUGACAUGUCCUUAGUGCAACACCUUAAACAGUUGAUGAGAAACUGCUUCUAUCAACUGAGGUAAAUCUCUAAGAUUAGGAAAAUGGUGUCGCAAAAUGACUUUGAGCUCAUCAUUCAUGCCUUUGUCGUCACAUUUAGACUACUGUAUAGAAGCAGCUGAAGGUAUUCUGAAGUGUUGGAAACAGACAGCAGAGGCAUUACUAAAUAUCUUUAUUUAACAAAAAUACAUCUCUAUUUUAGGAUCAGUUUAAAAAUUCUGGUCCCAACAUUUAGAGCCUUGCAUGGUCAGGCUCCAUCUUACAUUUGUGAUCUGAUCCAGCCUUACACCCCCCCUCGGGCUCUGAGGUCCGUGGAUCAGAAUCUGCUGAUAGUUCCAUGCACUUGUUUUUGGACCAGAGGAGACCGAUCCUUCCAGGCUGUUGCCCCCAGACUUUGGAAUGAUCUUCCUUUCUCAAUGCACCUAAUUGACUCUGUUGACUCCUUUAAAAGCCAACUCAAAACUUAUUUAUCUGCUCAGGCUUUUUUUUAAUUGUUUUGGGGCUGCUAUGACUGUUUAAUGUUGUUGUCUUGGCCUUUAAAUUUGUUUGUACAUUUUUUAUUUUUGUCUAUGUGAAGCACUUUGUGACUCUUUUGUCUGUGAAAAGUGCUAUACAAAUAAAGUUUACUUACUUACUUACUACUUCCUAAUAUUUCAAUUUAAAAACAGCUCUGUAAACAGAUUUAUUCAGUCAGUGUUGCACUGUCAUGACUCCUCAUAGUGCAGCUGCAACAUAAAUUCUGCGCUCGUGUUCAUGAGACCCUGUUGCAUCAUUAUUAAUAUCUCAGCAAUAUUCUCAGCAUGAUUUUGGAGUUGGCUGAUAACACCUGAAAAAGUUGAUAAUUGUACCAGUAGAUAUAAAAUUUCUGCAGACAUAGUUAUAUUGCAAAAAGGUGAUGCAUUAAUCAUGUGCUUGUGAUGGCAGCUCACACGUGUUGGCUGCAUUGAAGUGUCUGAAGGUAUUCUGAAACAGACAGCAGAUGCAUUACUAAAUAUCUUUAUUUGACAAAAAUACAUCUCUAUUUUAUGAUUGAAAGAAAAAAACUGCCACAGCCAGAGCGAUAGGUAAGGAGAAACUUACAGUUAAGGAAAAGUUGUGUAUAUCUUGGUAUCAAUAUCGGUAUUGACCGAAUGAGUUUGAGGACAUUGGAAUGUGAGAUAUUGGCAAAAAUCCAUUAUUUUGCAUCCCUCGAUAAUUGGUAUAUUGUUGUUAUCGCUGUAUUCACAUGUAAGAUCAGUAUAUUUCUGUCUUGUCAUGCAGUUGUGGUACUUUUUAAAUCUUAAGUAAUACAUAAAAAGUUUAGGAUUGUGUGAUCCUCUAAUGUUAAUAUUCAAAGUGGAUAUGUUUAAUGAGGAUGAACAUGCAGACAAUCCCCUGAGUUUAUCCAGACUGAUCCAGAUUCAGAAUCUUUUUUUGUUCUCCCAGAGUUCAGCAUGUAUGUUUUCUUUCCAAAGCUGUGUUUGAUUGGAUCAGCCUGAUCCAGAUACAGACUUUCCAAGAUUAUCCACUUUAUUUGGAUUACCAGCACUUCAAAUUGGACUACAUAUCCCAGUGUGCACCACUUUCUCUUAAAGAGUUUGAAAAGGAUGUACACUUGCUGCCUGAGAUUUUCAGUUUGUUCUUGAAUGCUUUUUGUCCCGUCUUUCUCAGUAUAAAUUAAUUUCACUUUGUAGUUUAUUCAUUAUAAACCCCGGCUGUGUGUUGGCAGAGGUCUGUGGAACUGAAAUGUGUCCUGAUCCAGGGUGACAGUUCCCUCUACUGUGAUAUGAACUAACACAGAAACAGGACAACAUGUUCUGAUUCCUUCAAACCUCAGGGAAACAGUCACAGUAUAUAAAGCACACAGCUCAGUUAUGAACUAGAGGUAAAUAAAUGAUAUUUUUAGUGAAUCUGAGCAGAGGAAUCCUCUUGUUUUUCUCUGAGUCUGGGUUACAUCAGCUCUAGAUUGUCACCUGGUACACACCAUGUUUCAGCAUCACAAACAGACAGUCUGUCCCCUCAGAGUGUCUGGCUGUAUAUUUUUGGCCUUGGGGAGUGAGUGUUUUUGUUAAUUUCAAGACAACCUUUUCCCUGUGUUUUCACUCAGAGAUGGAUUAUGUUAUUGUGUAUUCUCUCUCCUGAUUGGUGUGUUCGCCUCACCUGACCAUGUAAACUCUGAUCUCUGCUGUUUUCAUCACGCUGAAGACAGAUUACUGCUGAAAAGCCUCUGGUUGUUUUGCCGACAUUAAAACCGAAUAUAAUCAAAGUUCUCUUUGGAAGUCAAACAAGUAUAUGCCAAGAAGGACAAACAUGCAACUGAGCCAAUCUGAGGUGUUCUCAAAGGUAGUGUGAGUUUCUGUCCACUCUGACUUUAUUUGGUCUGUUUUCACCCUGCAUCGAGCCUAAAGAUCAGCCCUGUCUGUUGUGAAAUGAUGCUUGGAUUUAGGAAUAUUAACACCGUCACAGAGCAGUUACUAUGCUGUAACUGAGCGAGACAGCUGGAAAAAAAGAUCCAUCCUAAUGGCUGGCACUUUUGGCUGUCCUACUAUGAAAAAUGAGAAGUAGUAAUGAGCAGCUCUCCAUCAUGACUAGAGGUCAACACAUUACAGUUUUUGAACAGCCAAUGCUGACUCCAAAAAAGGGGUCAGGUUGUCCAAUGGCCAAAAUGACAGAUUUCAGUGUUAUUGUUUUGUUUGUUUGUUUUUGUUUAUUGCGGCUUUCCUAGUACCUUUUAAAAAGUCGCUUGAGGCAGAGACUAGGUCCUGUAUAUUUGUGUGACAUGCUGCUACUGUUCUAAAGAAUUCACAUUGUUCACAUCAAAUAAACUGCCUUGCUAGUAAAGGGUCUGUUUUGCACAAGUGCAUAAGUGCAUGCAUGCACAUCAUGCAAAAUGAUGACAUGCUUUAUUGUGCACGUCAGUUAUCUGUUGCACAAUGAUGAGAUUAGUGUAGCUCUGAUAAUCUGGGUGGAUGAUCUCUUUGAGUCAUUCUCUGCUGCACUGAUGGUUUUCUUUUCAACGUUUCAAAUAAUUUGGUUUGAGGCAAAGAGAGAGCUAUGACUCGAACACUGAAUUUUGUCCUGAAUGUUGUUGUAUUCUGUCCACCAAGAUUUUAGAAACAUAAGUGCAUAAUGAACUCAAGUUCUGUUCAGGUGAACUAAAGGACAGAGCAGUAGAGACGCUGUGAGUAAAUAUUUGAAAAGAAUCACAGAGCUUUGGUUGAAGACAUUAGUACAAGACUCCUCUUCUUUGGUAAACACGCUCACCUCACUUUACUUCAGAGGGUAACAAAGGACAUAUUAAUUGUACAUUGUCCUUUCUGUGUUGUAGGGAGAGCCCUGAGUCCACGUUUGAGGUCUAUCUGGAGGUGUCACAGCCAGGAAUACACUCCUCAGGUGAGUCUGUGAAAGUUGUCCGAACAUACAUCGAUCUUUUCUGUUUUUUUCUGGUGAUAAAAACUCUUAAAUAUGUCUCCCAAGAUCAUAUAAUCUCCUAAAAUUCUUUGUCAACUUCUUGAGUAAUGAGUCAAAAUUUUUCUCGUCACAUCAUAAGUCCAGUUUACAGACACCGACUGAACAGUUGAAAUGCAUCUCAGUUUCAUACAUGCACACAUCACAUCCUGGAUCUUUAUUUAUGUUUGCCUAACAGGUUUUGUUAUUGGACUUAAAUACUCUAGAAGUACUCUAUAGUAAUUUGUGGUGUUUUUCUGCACUUAGAUUAAUUGAACAGUUAUAUUAAUGCUCUCUAUUUAUUAGCACAGUUUCUGGAUGCACAGCUCUUUAUAAACAGGAGGCUUUUCUCAGAAUUAAAUAAGAUUUGAAAGAUUUAUGUGACUAUUUCCUGUCCUUAAGAGGUCAGAUAAAAUAUUCCAGAUUAGUUUUUUGUGGAGUUGCACUUUUCAAACAAACUGUAAAGGUUAGCAGACUCUGGUUUGUCUUAAAAAGUCCUGAAUGAAACAGGUUUAGACCAGCUGUUUAUGACUUCAAGAUAAAAUGAUGGUUGGAUUAUAUAAAGUCAAUCUCUCUGUUGUCUCAGAGGUUUCUUCUUGCAAUCUGUGGUUUGUGACUGAUCAGACUUCCUGGGUACACAGGAAUCGCUUUGUUUCUGAGAAUCUCGUCCUGUUGGACUCUUUUUCCUCGCAUCGCUUCCUGUUUAAUCUUCAAGAUACUCUGGCAUGCAAAACCUGCACAAUAUACCUGCUCUGGAAAGUUUUAACAUGCAUUUUGUUCCAGUCUCAGUUGCAGACUAGCUUUACAAACAUUUCAUUACUUAAAGUCAUGCUCAGGAGUGAACUUGUGAUCUUUUUACAUGCUCAUAAAUUUGCAAUUUUUUGUUUAUGCAGUCACAUGCAUGCAUGUGUAAAAGCCUUACCUAAAUACCCUUAAAAAAGUGUUUCAAAUAUUUUCGCUUUUUCAAACAAUUAUCUCACCAAGACCAAAGGUAAGACGCACACAGGGUCACCUGCAGGAGAAAGCACACACCUAAAACCAGCGAAACAGAGGAUAAAAGGUUUUUGGUUUCUGUUUUAUUCGACAAGUCCUCUACUGGAAAGAGACUUGUUGUUGGACUGAGAUGCAAAACAAAAAGCACUCCAACUGCAAAGAAAGAGGUCUACACUUUGUUUGGCUCUGAAAUAAGGAGUUUAUUUCUAUUUUUCCUGGCAACAUUUGAACAAAUCUGAGCUCAGUACAGCAGAGAAAUAAACCACUUAUUUUAAUAGACCCAAGGUUUUUGUAACACCAUGAAAAUAAUCUGCAUCUAUAUGGGCCACAGAGAAAGAAAGCAUAAAGUUUGUGGCUAUCUCUUACAGUUUUUUUGCAUCCACUUUUAAAAAAGCAGCACAUGUUUGACAUGCAUAUUAAAGAACAUAUAACAUAAUACCAGUGACUUACGAGGUCAAACACACGUGCCUCUUUAUACUGUGGCUGUAAAACCUCAGUGUAGUCUGAGCAUGGACUUUUUAUUCAUCUCUGGAGGGCGAUCGGUUCAGCUGCAGCGGCAGUAAAAACAGAAACUCAGAGUGAGACAGAGAACAUACCACACCACACACACAUUAGCAUGUGUCAUAAAAGCCUACAUAAACACAGAGGUUAAAGGUGAACACAUGACACACGGUAGGAGAGGUGUUCAUGCUCCACUCACUUCACACAGUUACAGUGUGAGAUUGGACUUCUGUUGCAGCCUGUUUCACUCUGAGAUGUUUGAGGUCUGUUCAAAAAUGCAUAAAUCAAACUAAUAGAGAUAUCUCGUUGAAAAGUGGUUAAAGGGGUGAAGAGCAAGUGAUCAAAAAUGGUGAAAAAAUAAUAAGAUAAUGUGGCAAUGGUCUGUAAAUUGCUCAUUGGCUAACAGACCUGUCAAUCAUGUUGUUAUACCCAUUUAUCUAAUUCAAAACAAACUUGUCAGCAAGAUGAACUCUGAGACAUAAAUCAGCAUGAUAAGAGACGACUAUAAUGACAGAAACUCUGCGUUGAUUUGGGUUAUGGAGGAGUGUACUUGUGACCAAUACUGCCGACGGUCUGCAGGGGGCGCUCUACAUGUCUUAGUUUCACUUUCAUUGUGUUCAUAUUGCAGCAGUCGACAUUUUACUGUGCAGAAAUGUUCUUUUCCUGCUCACUGAAAAGAAAAUAUUUUGAAGCUGUCAGUAAAAAUGAAUCAGAUACUGGGCUCUACAGAACUCCACUGAUCAGUCAGUGUAGAUUGUCUUGUUUGUUUAAACUUGCUCUGAUGAGCUGAAUUGACUCAUUGCAUGAGUUACAACAAGUUUUCCUCCAGAAGUUGUAAACUCCUCCUCCCUUUUUUUAACAUGUGUGUUUGUGUGUUUCUCUCUAACAGGGCCGGAGGUGAGGAGACAGUAUCCGCCAGAUUAUACAGACCAGGUCUGAAAUACUUUAUUAUUCAUAUAUAAACUGCAUCUCAUCCUCUGUCCUGAACAUUUUUUUCUAUCAGUGCAUGUUAUCAUGAAAUUAAAUGCACUAGUUUAUCUAUUGAUUUAUCCUUUUGGACUUUUUUCCAGCAGAGUUAUCAAACAUUUGUGUGUUCAUGCUACUAAAUUAUAAGACUGUAUUGCUGGCAACACUUUAGUCAAAUGUAAUAAUUUUCUUUUUUCCUAGUUUUUAUACCAAAUACAUCAAUAAAAAGUUCAUAAACUAGACUUUGUAUAAUAACUGUGUGGUUCUGUUUUCUAUGAUCCUUUUCUUUCAGGAAACUCUGAACACGGUGCCCAAAUUCUGCUUCCCCUUCAGCAUGGACAGGUACAAGCAAACACUCCCUCACACUGUGUCAUUGUAGCCAGGGUUAACUCUGCUGCAUCAUGUAGUUAUUGCAAAAAGAAAGGGAAAAGAAAGACUAGUUUUGCAUGUUGAAAGUGAUUCAUUACAGAAACUUUACAGCUGCAAACGGUCAGUUUUCUAACCCCACUGCAUCUUUAGUUUUUCUGCACAGACUGAACUCAUUAGAGCACUUCAUAAUAAUGAGUUAAUUACAGUCAGCAGAGAUAAAAGAACAUCCUCAGAGAGCUCAAAGCUGUCCUUCACACUCUGGGCUUAUGAAUGAUCUAAACUCUGCCUCCUUCAUCCUUACUACCUCCCUCCUCUUCCCCUCCCCCUCUCGUCCUCCCCGCUGCAGCCUGACAGUGAACCAGGUGGGGCAGAACUUCACCUUUGUGCUGACUGACAUUGAGAGCAAACAGAGGUUUGGUUUCUGCCGUCUCUCCUCAGGGGCUCACACCUGCUACUGCAUCCUCAGGUCAGUCUGUGCGUGUGUGUGCAUGUGGUCAGCAUUGCUUCAAAUUUCAGUAAACUCAGCUGGUUGUCUCUAAGUUUUUAUUGAAUAGAGCUGGAAAAGAUCACCUACUUACUUGAAUAAUGACCUUUUUCUUAGAGACUACUGAUUUUAUAACCAGAAGAGUUGCCCCAGCUGGACUUUAAAAUACUACAUACUGUGAUUUUAAUUUGUAUACGAACAAAUAAUGUAAUUCAAAACAACCCUGUCUGUCUCCUCAGCUACCUGCCGUGGUUUGAAGUCUUCUACAAGCUGCUAAAUAUUCUUGCAGAUUACACCAUCAAAGGACAGGUGAGUCACGUUUGAGGACGCUUCAUUCAUAAAUCUGUCGCUCAGUUUUUUCUUUGUGUCUCAGCUCUCUGAACUAAAUUUAAAAACUUCUCUAUUUUAAGUUCCUUUUUGACAGAUCUCUUUUAGCUUUGAAAAUUGGAGAACCAGAAAACCGUGACCUUACUUAACAUAGUUUCUGUUGAAACUGGUUUAUAUACAUCCCUUUCUUGAAGACAGUCAUGGCACAAGUUGUACUUUUGAAAAUUACCAAACAACGAUAACAUGACAUUUUUCUUUGAAAUUUGAAGCAUUUUUUUCUGUUUGUAUUUUAGAAAGAUCAUCUUUUAAUGAAUUUGUUGAAUGUUAAGUGUAUUUCUUAUUUAUAUUUCAUGAUAUUUUGUGUUGUCUAAAGGCUUGUUGCAUGUAUUUUGUGUGUCCGUAUACUCCAGGAGAGUAAUUGGCACGAGCUGCUGGUGUCUUUGCACACUCUCCCCAUCCCCGACCCCGGAGUCCCCGUCCAUCUUGGCGUGGUGAGUCUGAGUUUAAUUCACAUCUCUGCAAACACACAUCUGUGAACUGACAGUGAAAAUACAGCAAAUCCUUCUGUGUAACCAAACCUUGGUCUUUCUGAUUCUGCACGGAUAACCACAAAGACUUUAUCAAACUCACGUCUCUUCUCUGCUGAUGCAUAAGGCAGAGUUCGUUAAGAUUCUGGUUGUAGGUCGUCAUCGCAUAGAGGUUAAUCAUUCAGUUAUUAUUCUGCUCAAAACUCAGCGCUUAGUCUCAUAUUUCUUCUUUUUGAUGACUUAGACGUCUCAGAAACCCUCUCAGAUUUUCUUUAUAAAUCAUACCCAUGAUGUACCAUGUUUUCCUGUUGAUUCUAUGUCCACUGUCAAAUUCUGUGAUUCUGUUUGUGUAUUCAUACUGCAGAAGUUAUGAACCCUAGAUUAUGAACUCCUGUACCAACAUUGAUUGUAGUCAUUCCUGCAGAAUAGGAGCAGACUGACAUGCACAUGAAGGCAUAUUGUAUCUGAAGUGCGUUGGCCUUGAACUAAAAUCCUGAAUCUUCUCAAACAGAUGAUAGAUGCUCAUCUGCACCCAAUACCAGCCAUUAAAUAAAUCCACUGUGGAUCUGCAGAGAGGCUGCCUCACCCUGUUAGGAGGAAAGAUCUCUGGUUGUUUUGUCUUGUCCUGAUCUUGUUGUUUUGUGUCUUUGCAGCAUUCCUUCUUCACUGUGCCUGACACAGGGGAACUCCCCAGCAUACCUGAGAAUGUGAGUGCUGUCAUUUCACUAAUGCACAGAGAUUUUUCGAAACAAAACACUCAGUCUGUGACAUUUAACUGAGGAGAAAAGCUCUGCAGAUUCAACUGACAUGUUUCUAUGAGAAGUCAGAAGUCAGGAAAAGAUAAAUUUCCUAAAAAGGGCUGAUCAGUGAAAACAAACCAGGAUGAUCAGCAUGUUAGAGGAGAUGUUUUAAUGCUUAAACCUGCAGGAUUUUUACAGUAAGAAGUACAACAUGCUUAUUUUUACAUGAAGCAUCUCCUGGUUUGUCUGUUCAGGCCUCUACACACUAUAAGAGAUUGAUGGAUUUACAUAGACAGAUCCUGACAAAGAGGAAACACACUGACUCUCUCACUGUGUGUUCAUGGCUGCCUGAGGUCAUAUGAAUGUAAUUCUUUGAUCGUUCAGAUUUGAUUCAUAGACAUUAUGACUUUUCAUGUAGCUACAACUCUUUUUUUUUAAUAUAAGGACUUUAUUUACAUCACUGAAUGUCGUCACUCUUGUGAUAUAAUGGCUUUUUAUCUUGAAAUAUGAUGGCUUGAAAAAAUACUGCUUCGUUUCUUACUACAAAAUGACUUUGUUCGAAACACAUCAUUCAGAUUCUCUUGAUACAUGAUGACUUUUAAAUGAUGGCAGGACUUUUAGCCUUGGAAUAUAAUGACUGUUUACGUUUUAACUCAAGAACUUUUUGACUCUUUUGAAUUGUUAGAUUAUGAUUUAGAUUUAUUACAUAUCGAUCUUUUGAUUGGAAACAUGAUGACUUUUUUCUUUGUUAGAUAAUGACUCUUCUAACCUGAACCAUGAUGACAUUUUGACUCAAACCAUGAUGACUUUUUGAGUUUUAACAAUGACUUUUGAUAACAUAAUGAAUAUUUAACAUCCAAAAUUGAGAUGUUUUAACCAUCUAUAUGACUUUUUUAUAUACUGACUAUUUCAAUAGGAACAUUAUUCAUUUUUGUCUUGUAACAAAAUUACUUUUCCUAAUUGAAUUAUAAUGUCAUUUUGACUUCUAACCUCAUCACUUAUGACAUGUAACAUUAAGAUAUCACAAUUUUAGCAACUUUUAUGUAAUGAUUAUUUUAAUUGGAACAUAAAGACAAUUUGACUGGAAUAUAACCGGUUCAUUAUUGUUACAUGAUAACUUUUUUCAUUUGAAACAUAAUGACUCUUUGACAAACUUUAUUCCUAUGAAAUUCUUUAUUGUUGUACUAUUCAUAUUCUCAUUUUUUAUGCAUCCCCUACACUUGGUUGUGGAAAGCAAGUAUGAAAUGCUCAAAAAACAUGUCAGGAAUUUUACACAGUGUAAUUUUUAAUUGCAGCCUCUUCUCCGCUCAGACGAUUGUGCAGAUACAGUUUCCACCAGCUACUCUCUCUUAUGAUUCAGCCACAGUUUUUAGGACACUCCCAUUUAGUCUGUUUUUCUCUUGUUUUCUUGCAGAGAAAUCUAACAGAAUAUUUUGUAGCAGUAGAUGUCAAUAACAUGCUUCACCUGUACGCCAGUAUGCUUUAUGAACGUCGAAUCCUCAUCUGCUGUAGCAAACUAAGCACUGUGAGUACAUCCACCUCCUGUUUCCUGCAGACAUCUCAUCAAUUACAGAGUUUAGCACGCUCAUUCUGACUGUGAUCCUGAUGAUUAUAUGUCACAGUUAACAGCGUGUGUCCACGGCUCUGCAGCCAUGAUGUACCCGAUGCACUGGCAGCACGUUUACAUUCCUGUCUUGCCUCAACAUCUGUUAGACUACUGCUGGUGAGUACCAUGCAGUCCUUUCAGACAACACUACUGUCAGCACCUCUGGACAAUGACUGCAAAAACAGCUGUUAUUCUUGUCAUGAUUUGUAGUAACUGAGAAACUGUGUCCUGUUUCAGUGCCCCCAUGCCCUACCUCAUCGGAGUGCAUUCCAGCCUGAUGGAGGUAGGUGUCUCUGACUGGGGCAUGGAGUUGUUUUGAAGAUUGAAAUGAAGGAUUUUAAUGAUUCUUGUUAGUGAUGCUCUCUCUUAAUCUCCCUCAUAGAAAGUUCGGGGGAUGGCUCUGGAUGAUGUGGUGGUCCUAAACGUGGACACAAACACUCUGGAAACUCCGUAUGAUGACCUCCAGAGUCUGCCAAAUGAUGUGGUGAGGAGCUGCAGCACUUUAUACUCUCAGUCUUUAACACUGAAGUGUAGAUUAGCAGCUAAAUAUGAGGUCAUGUAACUACGACUUAAUGUCCUUCAGGUUUCAUCUUUAAAAAGUCGUCUGAAGAAGGUUUCGACGACCACAGGAGACGGGGUAGCUCGAGCUUUCCUGAAGAGUCAGGCGUCUCUGUUCGGCAGCUACAGGAGCGCCCUGCAGAUUGAACCGGUCAGUAAAUACUGUGGAGACUGAAGACAUGAGACAGAGAGAGGGUUAUGCACAAUAAAUUGUGAUCUUAAAAACAAAAUAGAAAUUUAUACUGGAUAAAUUAGUUCUUUUUAGACAAUUAAAAUGAUACAAACACACUUUAACAAGAGCGCUCCAGGCCUGCAGGGGUCAGUAGUGACAUCGCUCUAUUAUGAUGUGAUGAUUGAAUGUUGAAGCGCUUUUGAAAGAGUAGGCCUUGUUGGAUUUUACAGGAUUAUACAAUCUGCUAUCAAAGUGUGCGAGUGUCGUUCUGACCAUUGCUACGCCUUUGCAGUAACUUCUGUAAAUGUAAACAGUAAAUUGGAACAUGACAACCUUUUCAUGAACUCCUUGUGGUUCUGGGUUCAAAUACUCCAGGAUGAAAGAAGGUCUCAUUUUCCAACAAAAAACAUAUCUCCGAAAUGUUUCAUGAUAUGAGGUAUGCUACUGCAAAUACAGAGUGCUGCUGUGGUCCUCUCAGUUUUUUGGACAUGUGAUAAUAACCAGCUGUGUGGGUCCAGGAUAUAAACCAGGACGUCUGCGGCUCCUUGAUAGUCGUUCUGUUUUCUGUGUGUUUUCAGGGAGAGCCGAUAACGUUUAAUGAAGAUACGUUUAUCAACCAUCGUUCCAGUGCCAUGAGACAGUUUCUGCUGAACGCCAUCCAGCUGCAGCUCUUCAAACAGGUACACGCACGCACACACACACAUGCACACGCCUUCAGUUUCCUGUAGCGUUCUAACGCGUCUCUGAUAUUUUCUCUCAGUUUAUAGACGGCCGUUUGGACCUGCUGAACUCAGGAGAAGGUUUCAGUGACAUCUUUGAGGAUGAGAUCAACAUGGGGGAAUAUGCAGGUGAGACGACACACACAGGUGGUCUACUUCUAUCAUCACAGGGGCAAUGAAUGCACAUUAUAUUUCCAAUAAUGCACUUGAAGGAUUGAAAAAUAAAAGAGGAACCAUUAAUCAUGUGUUUGCUUCUCUUCUUAUUUUGUCUUUAAACUCUUGUUGGAUUAAAAAUUACAGCUCAGCCGUUACCCAGCAUGCACUCAACUCAAAUGCUGCUAACCUUCUCCUGUUGUAUCUCCUCAUACAGGCAGUGACAAGACCUACCACCAGUGGCUGUUCACUGUGAAGGUGCGAUGAUGCAGACACCACUUGAUUUAUUUCACACAAUGAUAGAGUGUGGCUUUAGCUUAAUUUUGAUAGGGUGGCACAGCCUGAUUCUGUGAGUCUGUGGCCAUGUCUCAUAGGUCAUUUGGGGUUCCUGGGAAGUAUGACCAUAUCUCAUAUUUUUUAAUUUGCAUCCAACAUUGUAUCUGCUUUUUAGCUGGUCAUGAAACAGAUGAAAAGCAAACUGGACUAUCAGCUACAAUAUUGGCUGUGAUUUUAAAUAUCUGAGACCUCUGUGAGGGGUAGGUGUCACAGCAGAAAAAACUGCCUUUUUAUAUCAUAAACAACAGUUCUCAUCUAUCGAUACAGCUGAUUGAUAAGAUAAUCAAGAUUCAGCUCUUUGUCAGUAAAAAUGACUGUGGAUUAUAAAAAACAAGGACAGAAGAGUGACCAGAUGUUCAUCUUUGUAUAUAGGGGGCGCCAAAUUAAACACAAACCAAAAGUUCCUCACAGGAGCUUUAAGUACAUAUAAAUAUAACAGGUCUCCUUUAAAGUUUUUCUAGCUUAAAGCAGUUAAAAUCGUUCAUAUGCUUAUCCUGCUCAUCUGAGAUUUGUUUGCAUAUUUUUGACAGAAAGGGGGCGGGGCCAUCUUUAACACAGUGAAGACCAAGGCAAACCCAGCCAUGAAGAAUGCCUACAAGUUUGUAAGUACAGGCUUGUUAACACCGUGUCAUCAAACUCUGAUCAUUCAGUGAUUGUUUUCUCUUUUCUUUGUUUUGUUGUUAAUGACAAAGCUGCGAGGGGCACUUUAGACCAGGGUGUACUUGAAUUUGAAUUUAAACUUAAUUUUUGUUUCAUUUAUUUAAACAUAAAGACUAUUUUAGAAGAUUGUGAGGGAGAAUUUCCUUGAAAGAAAUAAAAAAAAACAUAGAGAGAAAUUUAAACAUAGAUACAGUUGUAGGGUGACACUCUCCAAGCAGCACAUUAAAGUCAAAAGUCAGGCUUGCAGGUAAAAUUUAUUAGCUGGUUACCCUUUUUUCACUCUGCAAACAUCUAUGUCAUGCAGAAAAGAGCCUCAGCUAUGGUGAGCUGGUGCCAUCUGUUGAAAGUUAGUGAAUAUGGGCCAGCACCAGGCUUCAUGCAAAGACAGCUCCUGACUAUAGACUUUGUCAGAAAUCAGAAAGGGAUGAGUAAAAAGGAUCUGUAUUUAUUUGUCUUUGUUUUCAGGCUAAGGACCACGCGAAGAUGCGAAUCAAGGAGGUGAAGAGUCGACUAAAGCAGAAGGUAAGGAGCUCCAUGCUGAGAACAGACUGUUUAUUCACUUAAUUUUUAAAGGGACUUUGUACAAUAUGAAACAUGUUGGUAAUAUUUGGUUUUUGUUUCUGUUAAAAACUGUCAGAUAAAGUCAGAGUUUUCAUCUCCGGCAGUAAACACUGUUAAAGUUUUCGGUCUCUCCCUCACAAAAAAACACCUCAAACACUCCCCUGACUCACCUGACUCACCUUGACCACCUGUAGCCACGCCGUGCAGCCUCCCUACCCCUCUCCCUCCCCCUCCCCCUGCCCUUGCAGAUCCACCUUUCCUCUCGCCUGUGUCAACCUCCUACCCCCUGUGUCCCCCCUCUGCAGGAGCAGGCGGAGAACGGCUUCUCAACGACAGGGUCGUCAGUCAUCGAUGAUGACAGCACAGCAGAGUUCACCUCCUCCACAGGUGCUGUCAGGAGGGAGGGGCCUUUGAGAACCCUGGAGGACCGGCCAAUCACUGUGCACUUUGGACAGGUGAGAACGAGAAGGGAUGAUGCAGGAAAGAGAAGGGAGAUCAAACUAACAACUAGAUGGGUAGAAGACAUGUCCAUCAGCUCCUCAGAGAUUCUCUUAGUUGGUUACCUUGAAUUUGGUCUAUAAAUUGUACUCAGAUUUACAUUUUUUGCAUAAGCCAAUUUGACUUAGUCCAACUCUUGAGAUCUGGAAGUUUAACCUUUUUUUAUAAUGUGUAACAGUCAAUUUUCAAGCAUUAUAUCCCUCAUUAAUUGUGUGUCAUAGCUUCAGUUUCUCCUCCGACUGACCAUCCAGACUCAGAUAUUGAACCUCCUUAUGUUUGCCCAUGCAUGCAUGCCUCUUUUUCCUUCACCUGACACUCUCAAGAAGCAGACUCUCAAAUAUCAGAUAGCAUCACUCAUUUUGAGUCUCUUCCCAAAGACAAAUGCUUCAGAAAACAGUGGGGAGUUUGGAUGUUUUCAGGACAACAACAGACACAACAUUGCUGUGCAUCAGUGCUGUAUUGUCCUUCAUGAAGCUCAGAACCACAACUGGAAGAAAUGUUACCACAGCACAGAAUGGGAUUAUAGCUGUGUAAAAAGUAACACGCAGAGCUGUGUCUAACUUUCUAACAGAGCAAAAGCAGCAAAAUGAAAGUUUCAGUCAGAGUCUGAAAAGAGCUGAAAUAUGAGGGUUUUCAUUGACGUCAUUCUGAGAUAAAUAAGGAUUGUUUAGAGCCGCUAAUGAUGUUUAGCUACUCGAUGGGUGUCACAGACUGACAGAAUGACAGUGUUAGUAUAAUGGGCCCCUUUAAAACUACAUGUCUGUCUAAGCAUUUCUACUGCCUAAAGAUGUAGAAGGUACCAAAAUAAUGACAUUGUUUUUUCAAUCUCUUCACUAUACCAGUGUACCUCUCACACCUUGUCAGCAAGUCCUUACACAACCAAUAUACACACCCUCUCUCUGUAAAAAUGCCUCAGAUAUUGAUUUGUGGAUUUCUAUUCCUCUCUGGGAUUCUCUCUGGUUAGGAGGGAAGGCUAACCUGAAUAAUCUGGUUUUCCUCGGUUUUCACAUUAUUCCUGCUCUUCCUCAGGCUCGACCUCCAAUGCUGCUGAAGAGGCCGAGCAGUAACGUGAGUCUGGAGAGCAGCCUGGACCAGUAAGCCUCCCCCACACAGAAUAACACACUCUUCAUUGGUCCACUGAUGGAUUCAAAAAGACAGCUUGAAAGCAUUUGCAGAUAAGAAUAAUAUAUAUACAACCAUUCAAAAUGUCCAAAUGCUAUUAAUCCUAGACCGCUUCUCACUUGCUUUAGGUUAUAAAGUCACCCUCAGCACUUCUGCUCCCUAUUAAAUUCUCUGUAUGUUUCAUAUUUGUAUUCAUUAAUAUUUUCAGCAGCUGUUAACAAAGAAAAUAUAGAAACAGUUGGUAGAAAUGGUGUCAAAGUUUAGCAGCAGCUGGAAAUUGUCCCGAAGAAUCAUGAGUGGUUAUUUUCUAAAUAGACAGGCCUUUAACGUUUCACCUCCUAUUUUCUCUCUUUUCCUCUGAGAUGCUUUUUAAUAACAUUUCUGUCAAUCUUUCCUUGUUUCCUUUCCUCUUCUCUUCUCCUCUCUUGCUGUAGCUCUAUCCGUCCCACUCGUCACUACACUGUCUUUCUUUCUGAGGAUUCGUCCGGAGACGAGCUUCAGUACGACGAUGAAUCCAUCUCUGCUUUUCCUGACAGCUUUCUCUUCUCCGUCCCGUUUGAGUGGUCUCCUCUGUACGCAUUGCAGCGCUCUCUGUUUCUCUCUGCACUUUUUAACACAUUAUGACUCUCUUUUCUUUGUGAUCUAAUAUCUUGAAUAUUUUAGUGAGUAUUUUGGUCUGAGGGUUUAAUAGUUUGAACUGAUUUACUUAAAGCAAAAUGGCACUGUGGCUGAAAAGCUGAUCAUUUAUGUGCACCGCAAACAAAAAUAAUAAAUGAAUUGUUAUUUACGCAGCACAUAGCACAUAAUAUAACAUGUCAAACUCCGCCCCCUGCAGGCCUCAGCCGUAUCGCUCUCUGAAGGAGGUGGAGCUACUCGAGGGGGAUGAUCCGGGUUUUGGCGCAGAGAGUCACACGGCUCCUCCCAGCCCUGUCACCGAGAAGUUCUCCAACAUCAACCUGCUCGGGGACAUCUUUGGCUGCCAGGACGAGCCGGACAGCCAGCACAUGACCCUCGCCAAGAGUCUGGAGGACCUGAGGACCCCCAAAGACUCUGAUGAGCUGCAGGCCAAGUUCACCUACCAGGUCAGAGAUCAAACUCUUCCGCUGCAGACAGAAGUUUCUUUAUUUUGAUCGAGCUCUUUCUAAAAGGACAGAGGACCAGAGACAAUUAAUGAUUCAUUCAGAUAUAUUUAUGAGUUUGUUAUAGGCAUCUUAACACGAAAAUAUUUAACUGAACCAAAAAAACAUCUUUUCCACAUGAGUUUUAUAAACGGAGGGCUCUGUAUGUUCUUCAUACACUCCCACAGGUAGGAAGAUCAUGGUGGCUUUGCUUACUUCAAACUGUUUCGCCACUUGUUUAGGGAAACAUGCAACCCAUUUUUAGUUUUUCACUUUCUAAGACUCUGAAUGAAAACUCUUUUCUAUAAAGACAAUGUUAAAUCAGACAAUAGCAGAGAACUUCCACAUCAUGAGCUUUAGCUGUAACACUGUUUGCUUUGAAUAAAAACUUUUUGGAACAGUCUGACAUCCAUUUUUGUAUCAGUUCCCAAAAAGAGGAUUCUAUAACUAAAUCCUGAAAAAGUAGAAAAGAACUGAAUUGUGCUCAGUCAUUGAAGUGGUCAGGUUGUAGAAUCUGGGGUCUUUUAAAAUCUGGAUGUUUCUGUGUUUUCAGCGGAUGGACCUGACCGCAGGCGAACACUCCCGGACCCUCCCAGGUCUCAAACUCUCUAACCAGUCCUACAACAAGCUGUGGAGCCUUGGCACAGAGGACUCCGCCCCACCUGUUCCUGUGCCUCCCUCCCUCAGCAGACCUCCUUCAGUCCAGCUUCCUGCUCGGAGUGAGGCCCCCUCCCCAAGCCGGGACACUUCAAGCCCCGCCCCUGAUCACGCAGACCCCUCCGCCUCGGGGAGCAUCACCAUCCCCCGCCCGCACGGGAGAAGAACCCCAGAGCUGGGGAGCGUCCUGGCUCCUCCUGUGACUCAGCCUCGAGCUAAACCUGAGGGAGGGUCCACGUCGGGGAGACAGGAGUUCAGACAGGCCCUGACCCUGAGUUCUGACCAGGACCUGCUGAAGCCCUGCAGACCUGCAGAGGACAGCAUGGACCUGAUCAGCCUGCUGGACCCCCUGAAAAACUCUGCUCCAGCCAGCUCCACCUCACUAAAUGAAAAUGUAGGAGUGUCAUCAUCCACCUGCAAACCCCCUCUGCCCCCCCGGCCGUACCCUCAGGGCCUGCCCCCAUUCCCUGUGCACCCCCAUGUAUCCCUGAAUCCCUUUACCCCCUCCCCUCAGCUGCACUACGCCCCAACUGUCAGCGGGAACCCCUUCAGUUCAAUCUACGGACCCCCACCCCCGUCAUAUCUACACACCCCCCCACAGUCCUUCUCCACACUACCUGGACUCUACAGACCGCACUCACCAGGCAGCUCCACCCUGCCCCCUACCUUUGGACUCAUCCCCUCAGCCUUCCCCACCUCCCUGCCCUCCUCCUCCAGUAACCACGCCCUCUCCAGCCUGGUGGACUCCUCCUCCUCCUCCUCCUGUACGAAGCCCAUCCGACCCGAGGAGGACUCUCAGAGCGCUCAGGAUCUGUUUGGGGAUCUGCUGACUUUAGCCAAGCCUGCAACGCCCCAGAAGAAGAAGGUGGAGGACCUGAGGAGAAGGUGGGAGACGUUUGACUGAGACUGUGAAUAUAAACAGACCCCUCCCCCCCAAGACCACACCUCCACCCACCUUUCUCACCACACUCACUAAACUCACAGCAAAACCAGGACCUUCUGUUGCAGUUGAAGAGAAACACCUGCUCUAAAGAGUAAAACUGAUUCGCAGGUGAGUUUGGACCAAAGUCACAUGACACAGCUUGAGUUUACUACAAGUUUCUGGGAGGGCCGAGCUUUAAGGUUUGACACUCAAACGAGAGCGAGUAAAACUUGCUCAUCUUAAAACACCAGAUGUUUUACAACUUUCUAACCGUUAAUCUCAAAACUAUGACUGAUUUUGUUGAAAUGAAGUUCAAAAUCAUGCGGAGAAAUGAGAAAUAUCAGUAUUAAUGGACUCGGACAGUGUCUGACAUUUCUGUAGCAGGUCAGACUCUGUCACGGUGUCAGAUUAGGCGAUCGUGGAGCCAGAAACUAGAUGACACACAGAAAUGCGUCUCCUAUUUAUCUCCAUCAUUUCUCUGCUUUUUAGUCUACUGUGGUCAUUAUCAUAUUAUCAUAUCUUCAAAGUAGGGAUGUUGAUGUCAGAGCUUCAUAAACGUUUCCUCGGUCACACAUUAGGAUUGCAAUCAAUUGAGCUUAUUGAUCAAGUUCUUUCUCGGUUCCUGUGGCUGUUCUCAGUGGAAAAAAAAGAGGUCUGUAAAGGGGUUUACCAAACAAGAAUUUUUUGUGGGUUAGAUGUUGGAGUGACUGAAAUUUUAAAGAAAUCUGGUGGCAAAAGAGACAGAAACGAUUGAUGCCUCAACAUAGCGAUCAGCAAUGAAACGUAUUGUUCCUCUGUUUUCCUUAAUGCCUGUAAAUGCUGUGAAUAAUGAUUGACAGCAGGCGGAACAAACAGUCUUUUUCAACUCCUCCACAUCAGAUAUUCACAUGUAAUGACAUGUUUCACUGUUUGACCACAGGAUGAGGUUUUGGGCUGAAAAUACAUUUCGUCCACAGAGGGCACCAAAAUCUGUUCAAACCAAAAGUUUCUUACUGAAGCUUUAAAGUUUUGUUGUUAUUUUUUUACAUUUUUUACAUGCAGACUAUGCAGUAGUUCUGCAGAUUGUCUGAAAAUUACAAUCAGAGUCCGAAUAUAUUUGCAUAUCAUUAUAACCUCUGUAGAGAGAGCUUGUAUUUAUCUGCUGGUCCUCUGCAGGAUUAAUAUUUCGUUGCCUAGGCAUAACAGAAUCACAUGCAUGAGGUCUGCAAACAUGAAGCAAAGGUUAAAAUCAUUUCAAUUUGUCAUUAAGCAUCAAUUCACAUGAUUUCAAUCUAAAACCUGUAAACUGCACUUACCAGGAGAAGCAAAGGAGUCUAAAUAAUCAUGUUAAAUCAAUUUAAACUUUGUGUCUUUGACAUACUACUGUCCUCAUCGCUGUUUACGAGUAUUGAGAAAUGGAUUUCUUUACAAAAGUAGGUGGUGAUAUUCCCCUCUAAAACUCAUAAAUACUUAACUAUCUCCCAGUUAAUCUAUAACAUCAUGUACCAAAACAAUUGACAAACAUGGAGGCAAGAUUCUAACAGGUUGUACACCAAACGAUGAAAACACCAACAACUUCACAGCUCUGAACCUCGUAACUGCUUUGUCUUUUUUUACAUCCCUUCUUUGUUGAGGUUUUGUUUACCAUCCAGCUUUUUACAGUCCAUUUAUGCAUCUGAGCAUGCUCAGAAAAUUACAGAGCCCUUUGGGUGCACAUAGUUUCCAAUUUAUGUGCACAGGUUUGUAAUCUGUGAGAACCAAUUUGUGCUGAACAGUAUGUGCAGUUAAUAAUCCUUGGAAAUAUAUUUGUCAUCCUUGAAUUAUCAUUUCACAUACACAGGAUUUUAAUCAUGCACAGGUUUGCACGUGGCUCUCUCUUUUCUUAGCUUGGCACCUGAAGGGCUCUGUGUGAAGUGAAUCCGUCAGCCGACAGGUUGUUUGGCUGCAGACAACAGUUUUCAUGAUAGGGUAUCUGCACAAUGUGUAUCUGCUGCCCCUAGUGGUAAAAUACCGUUAUGACAAGGUAAAAUUCAAAAGAUCACAAUUUUAUAAUAAUAACAAUAAGUGAGAUUUUUCCAAACUAAUGGAGAACAAAAAUGUUAUUGUUGAAGCUUUUAAUACUGAACACAGUUUGUAUGAAAAAAAAACAUUUUAUUGUUGUUAUGAAGUGAUUUUUUUGUGUUUCUGAUUUUCGUGUGUAGUAUAAGAUGAAACAUGAUCACUGCAACAGAAGGUCCUGAUUGAAACCCCUCUCUCUCUCUCUCUCUCUCUCACACACACACACACACACACACACACACACACACCAUUCUCUAAUUUGAGCUCUCCAGCUGACCAGUGGCAGACUCCGGAGCUCCUCUGAGCCUGAGGAUCACAUGACUCUGGGUUUUUUUGUGUUGCAGGCCUUGUUUUAAGAUGAUGUGAUGCCAACAGCUAGUCUCUCUCUGACUGAAUGCUAACCUGAUUCUUUGCACAGCAGCCUCUCUGUCUUUAAUGCACCAUGUUAGCGUAGCAUCAGUUUAGAUCUGUGACUCUGAAAACAUCAUGCACUCUUUCUUCAAGACGACAUGUUAUAAACAGGAUCCGUCUGGAUGAUGUCGACCUCUGAGAUUAGUUUGUAUUGUCGGUAGCUUUAGCUGAUGAACUCCCUGUCAGUAGCUACAGUGUGGUGCGUCUCAGUCAUGCAGUAAAUUCACUUUUUAAUCUUUGUUUCUGGCCUUCAUGGUGAGAUCCGCUCUGUUUCUCUCUGAUCUGUGAAAAACUUUUGCCUCUUCUUGUUUGAAUUAUGAACAAUUUUGUCACGUCUCUGAGAUUAUUUUCAGCUCCUGACUGAUUUAGUUUUUUUGUUUUUGUUUUUUUUUUGGCACUUUGAAAUCUUUGUCGUAAAUUCUGUUGUUUUAAAUCCUCUUUUGCCAAUAUCUGCACUAUGAUUCCCUUCUGUUGUCGUUGUUUAUUAUUUUGCCUUACUAACCUCUCUGUGAUUGGCUGAAGACCCCCAGCUUCCUCUCAAACAGCAGACUCUCUCUCUCGCCUCUUUGGGUGUUUUCGAGGCGUUCAUGUGUCUGAUGCCAAAAAGUCCUUCAGGCUUUAAAAGCUGUACAGGUGUAGUUACUGUUGUGUGUGUUUGUGUACAGAUGACACUAUAUUUGUUCAAAGACUGAUUAAAGAGUGCUGACUGGUAAUUCUCAUGUACGAUCUCAUCCUCACACUGCACUUAUUAAAAAUCCACCUGAGUCAGUUCAUCUGUGCAAGAAGUGCAGAUAAGCUGUUAUGUUUUUUAAAGAUGAAGGUGAUCCAGCUUAUGUCUUCUUCACAAGAUAUCUCAAUAAAUAAGUUUGAUUUAAUACAUUUGUGUUUAAAAAUGCAUGAAUUUAAUAUCAAUCUUAUUAAUCUUAUAUUUAGUGAGGAACAUCACAUUGAGAUUUAAAAUGUCCUCAAAGGGAUAUUCCGGUGUAAAAUUAAUUUAGGGUCAAACACCCCGUCAAGAGACGAAUGUUGCCGACCGCUUGCUUUACUAGUUAUACUAACUUUAGUAACAACCGCAGGACAGCUAUACACAGCAGUCUGAGGAGCCAUAGACAAACCUCAACCAAAAAGCCACUCUAUAGCCACAUAUAAUGCUCAGAGCAGCACCUAACUUCAUCAACAGUACUUCCAGCCACAGCCACCAAACAUCUUUUUAACUUUGCCUUAUUUCUUUAGCAAAGAGACUAAACACAACUCACCUACUCUCUUCCAGCAGCCGCUUGUUUGUAGCGAGACCUCGGUCCAGUCCAUUACGGACUGCGGUGGGGUGACGCAGCUCAAGGAAGAACAUUUAUGAUCAUUUCUUCAUGGAAAUGCAAUCAGACCGAGACGCUAAGGCAGAAGAACUACCAAAAUUAUUAAUAUGGUGAUUAUUACUUCAAGGACAUGAUAAAGUAAUGAUCAUAAAUGUUCUUCCUUGAGGGUGAAGGGUCAGCCGAGCAGCCCUGUUUUACAAUUUUCACUGAAAAUAUUCACAAUAAAUGAAAAAGUUGACUAAAGGUGAGAUUUUUUUUUCAUACUAUUAAAGCGCGUAAAGGACAAGAUAGCAAAGAUUGCUCUGUCCACAAGAGGGCGCCAGCAUAGACAACCCAGUGCAGGAACUUGAAUCUCAAUUUCUAGUUCCUCCUGAGGUUUGGCCGAUGUACAUUAUAGAGUUUAGUCACUUCAGAGAGAUUUUUUUUUAUUGCAGGUUUCAUUUUGAAUAAAAUAUUUGGAAUUAUGUACAACAAAAACAAAAAUAAAAACAGUGAAAUGCCGUGCAGCAGAGACCUACAUUCUUAUUCAAGGAUUACAUUUAAAAAACAAACUAACACAGUGCGCCACAUUGGUCACACCUCUCACAUUUACAAUCAAGGAUAGAGUUUUCAUUUCAUUUCACAUGUAUUUCAAAGUGCCUUCUGUACAAACUUGAUAUCAGCAGAUGUUUUCCCCUGUUUGAACAGAUUUUCUUUAAAUCACAUAAACAGAUUUAGUGAAUCUGCUACUGAAGAGGAGAGGCCGACAUCAGCAGAGACUCCCUUUAUGAGACACUAACAGUAAAACUCACAGUCCUGCAAAAUUAACUCACAAAAUGAACAUAAAUAUACAAACUGUACAAGAUUUAAUAAAGAGAGAGAGAGCUGCAGGUUAGAAAAAUAUACACAACAGGCUGCAGCAUCCACAGCGAGGAAACUAAACUCUUGUAACUCAUGAGGAUACCAAAUAGCUCUGUGCAUUUAAAAAAUGACACACAGAGAGAAACUGCGACAUCUGCAGCUUCUGCUUUAAAACAGUAUUUGAUACUUACACUUAUUUGUUUAGAAUUUUAAAAAGUCUGAGUGAUGCCAUGAUGGCCACGAUUCAUAGUAAUUAACCCUGGGAACUUGCUCCAUUAACACACAACAGUUGAGUAAACAGAUAUACCUUAUCGAUCCCAAACUGGGAAGCACCUGCUGCAUAAAGAUGUAAACUUGCACACUGCCAUCUUUGCAACAGGUUAUAAUUAUUUAAUGCAUCUACUCAAAUGACAUGCAGCUUAUAUUACUAUUCUUUUCACAUUUUUAUUGUGCGCUUAAUGCAUAUCAAUAAUAAGCCAAUUUCAGUGAAAAUGUGAAUACAAAUUACAAAAAGCAAAUGCAAGGCUCAGGUAUAGGAUGCAUUGCAGCAGAGGAGUUUCAGUCUCUUUGUGCGUGAUAAAGCUGCAGUGCAAACAGACACACUCAGUACAUUGCUGUACCACAGAUAAAACUUUUGAUUGACUUCCAAGUGUUUCUCCAGCUUUUCUGCCCAGAUUAUUUUGUGCAUAAAUUUAGAACUGCCCAUGAAAACCAACAUCCUUUUUAUUUUUUCUGUUUUCUAGAAGAAAAUCCUUUCAUAGAUGCAUAUGACAUGGAAAGCAGAAAACUAAAAUGUGUUGUGCUUGUGGAGCAUUUUUCAAAUCAGAGUCAGCCUCUAGUGGCUAAAGGAGGAACUGCCGCGUUUGCCUCCUGUGCCUCUGACACACCACGAUGUUCUCCAGUGUAGGUUUUCAGCUGCAGCACAGAAGAAGCAACAUCCUCUGAAACAGCAUGAGAUGUUACCCAUGAACUGUCUGUGCAGAGUCUUGAUAUCAAGCUCCUAAAUUGUCCUCUGAAGAUGAGUCCAGGAUGUCAGAACAGGUUAAAACCCUGUAAGAGACAAACUACAGCGUACAGACUUCUAUAGCAAAUCAUCUUCGUUCCCUGUUGGAGAGCUUCUGCAAGCAACUGCAGGAUUCUCAACACCUUCACAGCAGUCAUGAGCCUGUACCGGCUCCCUACCAGCAGGGAUGGGGGGCUCUAUACUGCAUCACACUCAUCCUAAUGCAGGUGUUCAGAAGAUGUCAAAGUUUCUCAGUGAGUCUGGUGCAGCAUGCUGCAGAGCUCAUGUCCUCACUGUCGCUCCUCUAUGCUUAAGUCUGAGGGGUGAGGGUGUUUCAGGGUGUCAGAUCAGUCUCUCCUCAGGUGGCACCUUCAGCAUGCUGUCCAUCUCCAGCCGAGCCCCUGCCAGCUCCUGAGUACUAGGGCUGUACGCUCCUUCAGACUGACGCUUCUUCCUGGCCGUGAGCACCAUGAAGACCAGGCCGAUGAUGAGGAUGAGUACGCAGCAGCAGAGCAGAGGGAUGGCCACCACCAGCCAGGGGACGCCCUGAGUGUGGGCCUGUUUCUGCACACACAGAGGUAGAAGUGGAGGAGGAUGUUAGUGCGGGAUGCUAAAUAACUUUUGAAUACAAAAAGUUAGAAAAGAAGAAGUGAAAUAUACUCACGUUUAACUCACAGGUUGGACCGCUGUAACCCGGUAAACAUUCACACACAAACAUGUUAAAUCGAUCCAAACAGGCGCCUCCAUUUCUGCACGGGUUCGACUCACAUUCAUCAAUCUCUUGCUCACACCUGCAGCACACAAAACAAAAGAGAUGGAGGGAUUAAAUAUAGUAACAAGUAAUCAAUUCAUCAAAUUAGUUGAUUGCUUGUUUAUGAAUUUAUAUGAAGUGCAUAAGGUGUUUAAAGUGCAAAGGUGAGCUUCACAGUGCUACAGUGCUGCUGUAUCGCACAUGAUCAUAAUCAUACAGCAUGCAUUGAUAUGUUGAUAGAUGCAAUACUGCACUAGCUGCAUUCAUAGAUGCAUGAAUGUAUUUAUGCACAACAUGACUGAUGAAUCAGCUUUUUUGUAACUCAGAAUUUUCCAUUAACUCCUGGAAUAUUUAUCACACACAUCCCUCAUAUAAUAGGAGAGAAACUUGGCACUAUUAUGAGAGAAGGACACUUCUACAGUCUGAUCGUUCGUGCUCUUUGAAUGUCUCUGCAUGACUUCAGUACAGCUCUGUGUCGACUGAGCUUACCUUGUGCCUGUGAAACCUGGCAUACAGGUACAGUUAGCCCCCCACAACCCAUCAGAGCAGACCCCAUCAUUUGCACACUGAAGGUCUUUAUCACACUGGAUUGGAGGAUAGAUCCACCUGUUGAACAAAAAAAAAAAACACAUUCAUAAAAAUAUAUUUUACUUUGAAGGAGAUUGAAAUGAAUCUGAUUUUAGCAGAAGCUACAGAUGAAUUCAGUUUUGGACCCUCAGUCUUCCUGUCUGUCUGUGUAAGCACUCACUGGCAGUGGGGGCCUCUGUAGUCCUGGGGGCAGAUGCAGGUGAAGGUGUUGGCGCCGUCCACGCAUGUCCCUCCGUGCUCGCAGGCGUCAUGCUCACACUCGUCCACGUCCUUCUCACACAGAGUACCGUCGUAUCCGGGGUCACACCUGCACUCAAACCCUGCCAGGUAGUCCUUACAGCUGCCGUGCACACAGGGCUGAGAUGCACACUCGUCCACGUCCGUCUCACACAGCUCUCCCCCCCAGCCCAGGUCGCACGCACACCUGAACUUGUUGAACAGGUCCUCACAGGUAGCACCAUUCAGACACGGAUCUGACACGCACACAGGAGCACUGCUGCACCCUAGUUUGAUCUGUGGUUUACCAUGAAGGUGGAACUGAGACUUCUGAGGGGGUUGGUAGCUAUCCACAAAGGGCAGGUAGACCCCGCCCACCCUGACCGCCCCUAGACACCCGGUGAAGCUCUCUGCGAUCGCCACCAUGGCCCCCUUCUCAUUCAGAAACCGCAGACUUCCUGUCCUCUGCGGCAGGCUGCUGGCGUCUGUGAUCCCAUCCACAGUGAUGACCCAAGAAGACGCUUUACGCCCCAGCUCAGCCUGCGCGAUGUUCACACGGUGCCAGUUCCCGUCAGCCACUCGCCGCACCCCUGUGAAGGUCAGAGUCUCCACACUGUUCCCCGUGUGGAUCUCCACCUGCACCGAGGAGUCCAGCAAACCCACCAUGAGGAGGUCUGAGCCUGAGAACGCCCUCAGCAGGAUGGCGUUCUCUGAGCUGGUCCUCAGCUCCAUGUAGAUGUUAGAAACAGGCUCAGACAGAGAACCUGCAGCACUGUAGUGAACCGGGUUGUUCUCAAAGGUGGCGUUGUACACACCUGAGGGUCAGACACAGGUUAGUUUAUGAGAGGACCAGAAACUGCAUCACUUUCAACUUUAUAAUCAAAUGUAAUAUGUUAGCUUCCAACAUCUGAUCUGAAGUCUGAA
Molecule: messenger RNA, 27202 nt
Organism: Xyrichtys novacula (pearly razorfish)
Lineage: Eukaryota; Metazoa; Chordata; Actinopteri; Labriformes; Labridae
Source: the annotation of a GenBank genome assembly